AUGGAUGUUAUCAGUGUUCAGGAAUGGAGCAAAGGCGCAAAGAUGUGCGAGGUGCAGCACUCGAAAAUGCAGAGGGGGGAGCAGAGCGAGUACCCAUCAAGUCUGGCACUCAUGGACAGCAGUGACCCACGCGCCUGGCUGGCUCCCAUGCAGUCUGGCACCUGUGCGGCACACGCCGACUACCUGCUGCACUCGCCCAGCUCCAGCUUGGAAGGCGGGUUCCCCACAUCCGGCCACAGCCCAAAUUUUAGAAAGAGUUCCAAUAGUCCGCUCAAAGUGCGGGACUUGUGUCGGCUAAAGGGAUCGGUAAACGCCGAGGAGGGCAGACAGAGAGCUCCAUCCAAUCCCGGUAACGUUGUGCAGAAGGUGAGGCGCCAGGCAGCCAAUGCGCGGGAGAGGAGACGGAUGCAUGGCUUGAACCAUGCCUUUGACGAGCUGCGCAGUGUCAUCCCUGCUUUCGACAAUGACAAAAAGCUUUCCAAAUACGAUACCCUGCAGAUGGCCCAGAUCUACAUCAACGCGCUGGCGGACCUGCUCCAGGGUCCCGGUGUGGACUCGCCAAAGUGUGACCUGUUGUCCGCCACGGAGAGUCCCCGGGGAUCCUCCGCCUCCACCUGCCAAAGGGACGCAGGCACUGGGCUACCGGUCCAGCUUAACGGGAUCCCAUUCCCAGUCGAAGACGGCUCGCUCUCUACUUUGAUGGAGCAAGAAAUGCGGUCUCCCUCGGGGACACCCAGUUCCAGCUCUGAGAGCAGAAAGGACUCCCUCCAGUCGAACCGCAGUGACGGAGAGUUCUCCCCGCAAUCCCAUUUCAGUGACUCGGAUGAGAUGCAGAUGGAGCUCCUGAGCGAAGAUGAGCUCUCUGAACUCAAGCUUUCCAGCCUUCACCAAUAUUGA
Messenger RNA from Oncorhynchus masou masou (cherry salmon), 897 nucleotides. Its product is annotated as transcription factor ATOH1-like. Gene Ontology annotation, cellular component: nucleus. The record is from RefSeq and is a predicted model, not a curated record. Gene Ontology annotation, molecular function: protein dimerization activity; DNA-binding transcription factor activity, RNA polymerase II-specific; E-box binding. Bases 1 to 897 code for a protein of 298 amino acids. NCBI's taxonomy places the organism in Eukaryota, Metazoa, Chordata, Actinopteri, Salmoniformes, Salmonidae. The transcript has a single exon. Gene Ontology annotation, biological process: sensory organ development; axon development; positive regulation of transcription by RNA polymerase II.